Messenger RNA from Dinoponera quadriceps, 6086 nucleotides. RefSeq names its product nose resistant to fluoxetine protein 6-like. Bases 1379 to 3844 code for a protein of 821 amino acids. Gene Ontology annotation, molecular function: acyltransferase activity, transferring groups other than amino-acyl groups. Lineage: Eukaryota; Metazoa; Arthropoda; Insecta; Hymenoptera; Formicidae. The transcript is spliced from 12 exons. The record is from RefSeq and is a predicted model, not a curated record.
GGAAAAAGAUAGAGCACAUUAACGAUGAAAUAAAAAUCUAUAUUAUUGGUAAGUAAAUAUUGGCAUGAUUUUUAUUAAUUACGCAAGGUGGCAGAGCGAGAGAUAGGCGACAAUUGAUAUAACUGAAUAUAUUCAGUACACACGAACACUUGUGCAAGUAAUAUUUCGCAUAAUUAAUAUUCAUUUAUCGUGUUGAUCCAAAUAACACGAGGCAUUCUUGAAAGAUUUCGUUUUUCUUAGGAGACAUCGAGGACGAUGCUGGCAGAUGCCAUUUAAAUAACGAAUAUCCACUAAAAUAUUCACGCAUUGACGUGCUUGCGCUUAAGUACGGAGAAUAGAUUAGCUGAAACGUGCGUGUAACGUAAUAUUGCCGAUCGAUGAACUCUAUAUUUUCGUCAAGAUGUUCCAAAUUGCACAGCCAAAGAAUUAGAAGUAAGCAUAGACGAGUUUCGAAACAGAAGCAGCGAUGUGAAAAAGAAAACGCAUUAGAUAUCUCAGAAAAUAUAUAUUCAUCGCUGUUGGCGAUAUGCAGAGACGCUGCCAUUAUCUCCAUCGAUAAUCCUAUCCAAUAAUUCUACUGGCCUUGACCGCGUGUGUAUUGGAAGCGAUGAGAUUAAAGAAUCCUCAGUCGAGAUGAAUGCGUGUGCAACAGUUGUGUCUCUGUACGUCACCGAUCGCGCGUCAUUUCACGUUUGAAUCUAUCAAACACAGUAAGAGUAAUUGAUAGAUGUGUGCAUAGACGAUAUAUUUAUCCAGUGAACACCAACAUCAAUGAUAUAAUUUCCCAUUCGACAACGUUGAUGCAAUUUAACGCGUGUGUUGUGUCACAUCGUCAAAUGGGAAAUUGCAGCAUUGAUGCAGUUGUGUCGCUGUUGAUGAUUGAUGAUUGAUUGAUGAUUUUACCGUAUAGUUUGUAAUUCCUCUUUGGGUUUUUUUUGCGCUUCUUUAUGCUCCGUCGAACUGUCAAUUAAGAACGUCCGAUCGGACUUCGGUUCUUUAUGCAUUUGCCAUCGGACAAUUUCCCGAUAUCGUGGCGUUCUGAUAGGUGACGAUAGUGUUUGGGAACAUCCUGUCAAUAGUAAAUACCACAGGGUAAGAAGAAUUUUGCAAGCUUGUAUCGAGAGAGAAUAAAAGUCGAAAGAAAAAUUGAUCGAAUCUUAUACACGGGGACUCGUGUGUUAUCGUUUUCAAAUCGUUGCUAAAUUUCUCUCUUAUGAACUUGUCGAACAAGCAAAGCCAACAAGAGAGAGAGAGAGAGAGAGAGAGCGCGACGAAUACGUAUUGCCUUCAGGCGCCUAUUUCCAACAUCUUGGAGGACCCUUCACUACAGUCGUUUCAUCCGCACGUUUUCAGAUCAACGGACUGAAACGAAGAAAACAUGGAGCCAAGGUGGCACGAAACGUACGCGAUUCUCGUUCUGCUUUGGACCACAACGACAAAAGUCGGCGGCAUCAGGCCCGAAACUGUCCUUAGGGAUGCCCUCACGAGGCCGUUCGUGCCACACAUCUGGGCAUCGCAAGAAUGCCUGCAGGACGCCGCGAUUUAUCUGCAAGAGCUCGAAAAGUACGCACCCUGGGCGCUUCAAAUGUACGAUGCGUCUGUCAAAAUACCGACGGGCUUGAUCACCGGUAAUUACAAGCAGCUAGGCAAUUACGACGAAUGUUUGCGGGUGAAGAGCAAUCGCGGAUUCGUCGGGCAAGCUUGCCACACGUUCGUGCAAUUUAAUAUCGCGGAGAACGACGGCAAGCCCCACGAAUCGGACCUGGGAGAUCUGCUCGUCAACGUCGCGAUCGCUUCGAAUUCGACGAGAUGGACGUCCGGCAAGACGGUGCUUUACGAAUGGAUGUGGUGCGUGCCGUCUACUUGCAAUCAUACCGAGGUGCGGGAUGCUGUGGAGGAUGCGCUCGAUCCGCUCAAGGUCGAGGGGCGCGUAGACGUGAUCGUUACUGUCCCCGAGGAGUCCUGUUACACUGCGCAGACCGCGACCGCGACCUGGUCCGUCGCCGACUUCUGCUACACAUCGAUUCUCGUACUGUUCGCAUUCAUCAUUAUAGCCAGCACAGGAUACGACAUCGCUGUAGAACGUCGUCUCGUCACGAAUCGUAAAGCUCUCUUCACGGCCUUCUCUCUGUAUACAAAUGGAAAAAGUUUACUCCAAACUGAUAGACGACAGAAUUCUAUCGACUGUCUGGACGGUCUACGCUUUCUCAGCAUAUGCUGGAUUAUUUACGGUCACACGUAUUACAUAGAGGUGGUCGGUGCGAAAAUGGAUCUCACACAGGUGCCGCGAGUGAGUGUUCAGACUUUUUCUUUUCAGCGAGUCCUCCUUUUUAAUUCUCUUGAUUGUAUGGAAAUAAAACCAACGUUGAGCGUCGUCGCGACCGUUGACGGAAUUAUCUUUUCUCGUCAAAAGAUGCAUUACAAUUGGAGCAACAUGCUGAUACUUAAUGCGAAUAUCGUCACCGACACUUUCUUCCUACUGAGCGGCAUCCUGCUUGCUUACAUUGAGCUGUCGAGGGAACGGGAUACCAAUUGGCGCUUCAACGCGAUCGGCCUUUACGUGCAUCGUUACGUCAGACUGACGCCGGCUUAUGCGAUGAUGAUCGGUUUCUAUGCCACUUUGUUCGACAAACUUGGCACGGGUCUGCACUGGGACAACUGGGUUAGCGUCAACAAAAACUCCUGCCAAGUGAAUUGGUGGACCAAUUUGCUUUACAUUAACAACUACGUCAACGUGGAUAAUAUAUGCAUGGCCCAAUCUUGGUACCUGUCAGCCGAUAUGCAGCUUUUCUGGCUGUCGCCGCUUAUUCUGUAUCCCAUGCUCAAAUUCAGGAAACUCGUCUUCCUCAUUAUUCUCGGUUUUGGCUUGUUUCUCUCGGUAUUAUUACCCUUUGCUGUAACUUACAUUCACAAUUUAACGGGCACAAUACUCUACUACAAGGAGCAGGAGGACAUGGUCAACGUUUAUCUAAAGAUUUACACGAGGGUCUACAAUAGAUUUGGUCCUUACGUUAUCGGAUUAGGUCUCGGUUACUUGUUGCAUAAGACGCGGUCUCGCAACGUCAAGCUGCGUGCUUGGCACGCAACAUGCGGCUGGCUCGUAACCACUGCGGCGGGUUUGUCGAUCGUUUUCGGACCGCGCAACAUGUACAUGAACCCUUACAACAGAUUGGAAGCGAGCUUCUACGCCGGUUUUCACCGACAAGUCUUUGCACUGGCGGUCUCCUGGAUCGUCUUCUGCUGCGUCCACGGAUACGCAGGUCCCGUGAAUCAUUUCCUUUCUUGGCGUGGCUGGAUACCGUUCCGCAAAUUGACCUACUGCGCUUAUCUCUCUCAUUAUGUGUUUCUGCUGUCCGAUGUCGGGAGCGUUCGAAUCGCGGGAAAUUUAACGCCGAUGAACGUGGUACGCGCGUUCUUCGCCAAUCUGGUAUUUACAUUGAUGUUCUCCGUGCUGUGGACCCUCUGCUUCGAAAUACCCUUCAUGACCCUCGACGGGAUUUUCUCGGGGCGCAGCCGCCACGGUACCGCGGAGUCCAACAUUUGCCGAUCGAAAGAGAAGCCGUCGAUCGUGGACGACAAGAAUAACACAUUCGUCGGGCGGUACAACGUUACGGGAGAUGCAGGAGAGAAAUGCGCUAAGGAAAAUCGCGACAACGUCAUCGAGGAGACAGUACAGAGUCCCGUUUACACCAUCAGCUCGAACGAUACCAAGGUCGACAAGUGGUCCAAUAACAACCCUGAUAACAAAGAGAUGCGUUAUCUUAAUUUUUACCAUUUCCUUGACGAACGGCCGAGGACUCCGACCGGAUUCAUCAAUCAGGCUGGUUCUACUAGCGAAAACUGAUGGUGCGAAAAUUGAGAGAUCGGCAUUCUUUUCAAUCUAGUCGAAGCUCAACUUUGGCGAGCUUUAGUGGAGCGCUUUUAGCGAGCCGUUUAAUUUCAUUCCAUGUUAAAUCUAGGAAAUAAGAACGGUGUGAAUCAAUCGAAAAGAUCAAUCGAACGAAAGAAUCAAUUGUACAAGUUCGAGAUGUGACGAGUAUUAACAUCGGGUUUCGAAAUGUCUUCAACGCUUCUUCUCCGAUCCAUUUCGCUGAGAGCCCAAUGAGAGAAUUGAACUUCUGGAAAAUUGGAAUAAUUAAAAACAGGUUCUCUUUUCGGGCCGCGAAGCGCAUCGAAGAAAACCUGUUUGUUUUGAAGCCCAGUGCACAUACAUACGUGAAUAGAGACGUGAAGAUGUUCGCAAGACAGGGAAUUAACAUUGUGAUGGUAUGUUUAAUUAAUGAUAGGCAGCGUAUUUCUAAGCUUGAUAGUAGCGCUAUCGGCAAUAAACCAGAUAGCUUCUAUAUUCGGGAAUCUACCAAAGUCGCGGGUAAUAUCCGGUAUCCGCCAUUUGUUAUUGAUUCUCUUAAUGAUUGAUUUAGGUUCCUUCUCAAAUAAAAGGAAAAAGUAUGGGCACGUCUACAUUGAUGGAUGUUGACAUCACCACUCGAUAGCAUUGUGUGGCCGCUGAGCAACGUGUGCUCGCGGUAAAAAAGAAAUACGCCGCGAAAUAUGUAUAUAGGAUUGGGCAAUAAUUUUUAUCACCUUAAAUGUCUCCGAAACUAAGAGAAAGAUUCGUCCAGCAGAAAUUAUAUGGUACAGAAGCAGUCACCCUAUGUGGUGGUAACGCUUUUUUCUAAGUGGUGUAGCUUCUCAAAGAUAUGAAGGUUGCCUACAUUUUUUUAAAAAGAAGUACAAAGUUCUUUUUCUCACAUAAAUCGAUUCCUGUUUUCAUUCUGUGUAUCAAACUGCGGCAGGUUUAUCAAAAAGUGAAUAUUUCCCAAGAUAUUUUACUUUUUAUACUGAUACUUUUCAGCGCAAGAUGUGAAGUAUCUAAUUCAUUUUUCAAUGAUCUAGUACUUUUGUACGCAGGAAUCGAUUUGCGUGAAAGAAACUAUAUGAUUCCAUUUAAAAAAGCAACUUUCGGAUCUUCUCCAUCUGGAAAAAAGCAUUAUCGCCAUAAGAUGACCGCUUUUGUACCACGUAAUUUCUGCUAGAUAAAUUCUUCUCUUAUAGCUUCGAAGAUAUUGAAGGUGUUAUUAUAUCCUGUAUAAUUCGGAAAUUACUUAAGAAACCUAAACUUGUCUUUUUUACUUAUAUUUUACAUAUUUUUUUUUAUGUAAGAAUAAUGUGGUGGUGCAAUCAGUAAUCGCGCGAACUGUAUCACGUCACUUAAUAACUAUUAAAUUAUACACAUAUGGUGGAAAGUUUGUGUAAAGAGACGCAUAACUUGAGUAUGUAUAUUUGCCGGUUUACCGGUUCGCAGUAUUAUCAAUUGAGGGAGUCGUUUGUCCCGAAAGAGCAUAUCUCUUUUUUCCUCUUUCGAGACAAGAAAUCAUUUAUCGCAUUGUAUAAUCAAACACAAAAUAUUUCAAGGUUUUUUAACGUGUGCUGAUACAUCACGAUAUAUUCUUCCUUUUCCUUUCGUCGCUCUAUCUGAAAAAUUGCGACCGAUCGGUGAUGUAAUUCGAAUUCUUAGCAUCUGACAUUUUCAAGUUUUUACCACCGAGUUACUUCGGUAAGUUGGACAUAAUUUAUUUAGCACUCUGCUCACUCCGAGAUCAUAAAGAGAUCAACUACUAGAGGGUGUCCGAAAUUUUUCUGCUAAACGCUCGUCUGAAAAUAGAACGGAUAGACAUCAGUAUCAUAAUUGAACCUCGAACCUGUCGUUAGGUACAAUCAUAUACUUGUAGAUUAGGCCACUCUGACUAAAAAAGGUUUUUGCAAAUAACACACAAAUUUAUAAGUUAUCAACUAAAGAAGCCUCUACGGCAAUUUUCAAUAACUCGAAAUUUUGCGUUGUUUGCGAAAUGGUAGAAGACUUUUCUGGUCGGUUUAACCCGUUCUAUCUUCAUACGAGUUUGGCAGAAAAGUUCCGGACACACUCUCUCUUUCUCUCUCUGUAUACAUAUAUAGUUAUUAGUGAAUACGAAUAGAAACAAGAAUGGCAAAUAUCACGAGGCAAUGAGGUUUGAUUGCGUCAUUAUUUUUUCACCAUUUACCAUUCUUUCGAAUCGACGCAGUCAAACGAUGCCGAAAUAAAGUUC